GUGGUCUAAUUUCUGACAAGUAUCAACGUUACACGUCCAUGCUUAAAUCUGAAAUGGUGCGGUCGGGUAAAUAAAUAGUGCAAUGCGUCGUAGUUCACGUGAAUUGAAUUUGUUACUCUAUAGUGUUAUGAUAUCUUCACCAUCAAUAUAUUAGUUGUGUUAGCUAUACAACAGCCAGUAUGUUGACCGGAUGCCUGAGAAAAGGAAGUAAAUCUACCAGGCUGAAGAUGGACCUCGUGCUCUUAAUACUGAGUUGUCAAUUCGUCCAUGUUCUCAGCGAAAAAUCUUCCUCUGAGUUGACUGUUGUGGAGAGCACUGAGACCAGCCUGGAUGAUGAGGAUGCGCACCACAUGGAGGAAGAGAGCAAUCCUGAGGAUUUGGAUGUGUUCCGUCCCACGGACCAGUGGCAGUCUCUCAAACCAGGCCAGGCAGUCCCAAGGGGCUCUCAUGUAAGGCUCAACCUCCAGACAAGACAGAGGGAGGUCAAACUUGGGGAACAUCAGAUUCUCAAAUACCAGAUCGAUGGACAAAGACAGGGGAAGGAGAACACACCAGGCCCAUCCUUCAAUGCAGAGGAGCUGAAGAAGGCUCUGAAAAAUAUAAAAGAAGGAGUGGAUCCCGAAACUAGUGACAAAGAAAAAGAAGAGAAGGAGGCUCUCAGAGCCCAGUUUCGUCCCAUGGAGGAGCUGAAAAGAGACAUGGCCAAACUGGACAUGCUGAUGGAGUCAGACUUCCAGAUUAUUAGCAGACUGAUGUCCCAAUUCAACAGCUCAAACACCACUGUGGAGGAGAAGAUCAAAGCUUUACAUGACCUAGAGUACCUUGUUCAUCAGGUGGACAAUGCCCAGAACUUGGCAUCUAGGGGAGGAUUGAAGCUUGUGGUUGAUGCUUUGAACAGCACAGACUAUCGCCUUCAGGAGAGUGCUGCUUUUGUCUUGGGGUCAGCUCUGUCAAGUAACCCGGUGGUGCAGGUGGAGGCAGUUGAAAGUGGUACUCUGCAGAAGCUGUUAAUGUUACUCGCCACUCCACGACCCAUGUCUGUUAAAAAGAAGGCGUUGUUUGCUGUGGCCUCUUUGCUACGUCACUUCCCCUUUGCCCAAAGCCACUUCCUGAAGCUGGGUGGGCUGCAGGUGUUGGGGGAUCUUUUCCGAGCUUCCGAAGGUGGGGCCCUCCGUGUGAGGAUUGUAACCAUACUCUAUGAUAUGAUCAAUGAGAAGGAGCUGAUUUCUCAGACUGGACUUGACCCCAUUCCAGAUGCUUCUCACAACGAGCGGUUGCGGCAGUAUGCACAGGUCUCCCUCAUGCCACUGUUGGCAGAGCAGGGCUGGUGCAGCCUGGUGCCUGAACUGUUGGCCUCCCCAGAGCACGACUGGAAGGAGAAGGCCCUGAGAACUAUCCUGGCCAUGAUGCCUAACUGCCAGACUCAGUAUCGGCAGGACUACACCCUGUCUUCCUCCCUUCACACCCUACAGGAGCAGUACCAGGAACUGGUGCUCUCAGAGCAGGUCCUCGGAGACGAGGAUGGGUACUUUGGGGAGAUCCUGGCUCUGUUGGAGACAGUGCUGCUUAAACUGAAGUGAGCAUACGGCUGGGUGGAGAAACCCCAUCUAAGGACAAUUUAAAAAAGGUCUGCAGCUCUGUAAUGUAACAUUUUUAUUUAGAGACUAAUAUGAUCACACAUCUGCAAAUCAGAAGGUUGCCUUUUUCAGUUGCUGCCUCAGAGGGCUUAGCCUUCCUUACAGCUUUUUUUUCUGCAUCUGUGAUGCCUCAUGCUUUGCCUUGUCUCAAUAAGGCUCUCCAGUCCUCCCUGAGGAAUACAUUUAGCUGGGCUAAAUUUCAUUUUCCCUUAUGACAUGUUUCUUUAUUCACAGUGUGCUCUAUCGAUCUUCUUGUUGGAUUGCCCACUAAUGUGAGACUGGUGCGCCUGUGGGUGGCGGGUAGAGCAUUGGGUUAGUAACCGAAAGGUUGCUAGUUCCACUCCCCGAGCCGACUAAUUGUAAAAGUUGUCGAUCUGUCCUUAAGCAAGGCACUUAACCCUAAUUUGUACAGGGUUGGCUGAUCCCAGGCCGUGAUCCCUCUCUGCAGGUGUCUCGGCGGGGAGUGGGAUAUGCAACAAAAACAUUUCCAUUUCACACCACAUACUUUUACAAGUUACGUACUUGUACAUGUGUGACAAUUAUAAGCACCCCCUAUUUAUCCUGCUGCUAACAGUAAUGAAAUCAGAACUAUAUUGAACAAAAAUAUAAACUUAACAAUUAAUUCAUAAAAGGAAAUCAGUCAAUUUAAAUUAAUUAAUUAGGCCCUAAUCUAUGGAUUUCAUAUGACUGGGUAGGGGUGCAUCCUUGACAGGGCAUAGGCCCACCCAUUUGGGAGCCAGGCUAACACACUGGGGAGCCAGCCCCAGCCAAACAUAAUUUGUUUUUCAACACAAAAGGGAUUUAUUACAGACAGAAAUACUUUGUCUGUUUCAUCAGCUGUCCGAGUGGCUGGUCUCAUACGAUCCCGCAGGUAAAGAAGAAGGAUGUGGAGAUCCUGGUUACACAUGGUCUGCGGUUGUGUGGCUGGUUGGAUAUUCUGCCAAAUUCUCUAAAAUGAAGUUGGAGAUGGCUUAUUGUAGAGAAAUUAACAUUAAACACUCUGGUAACAACUCUGGUGGACAUUCCUGCAGUCAGCAUGCCAACUGCACGCUCCCUCAACCUGACAUCUGUGGCAUUGUGUUGUGUGACAACUGCAGAUUUUAGAGUGCCCUUUUAUUGUCCCUAGCGCAAGGUGCACCUGUGUAAUGAUCAUGCUGUUUAAUCAGCUUCUUGACAUGCCUCACCUGUAAAGUGGAUGGAUUAUUUUGACAAAGGAGAAAUGCUCACUAACAGGGAUAUAAACAAAUGUGUGUGCAAAAUUGGAGAGAAAUAAGCUUUGUGUGUGUAUGGAACAUUUCUGUGAUCUUUUAUUUCAGCUCAUGAAACAUAAAUGCAACAUGUAAAGUGG
Molecule: messenger RNA, 2985 nt
Organism: Oncorhynchus masou masou (cherry salmon)
Lineage: Eukaryota; Metazoa; Chordata; Actinopteri; Salmoniformes; Salmonidae
Product: nucleotide exchange factor SIL1-like
Exons: 9
Coding region: 180-1580 (466 amino acids)
Source: RefSeq, a predicted model, not a curated record